AUUUUUAAGGGUUUAAGUAUGGCGUAUUCUGGUGGCAAUUCAAACGUUGCGCUACUGUUUCAAUGCAAUGAAUGACUCACGUGUGCAAGUAGGGGUAAAGAAACUCCCUAUGCACCUACAGGUAACAUAAAAAUUACGUAUUGAAUCAUCAAAAAGAGUUCCCAAAAUCGUUUACUAAUUAAAGGAGGGAAGGUAGUCAAUGAUGAUCGUAUGUUUACUGCUGAUAUCUAUAUUGAAGAUGGUGUUAUAAGACAAGUAGGUAGUCAGCUUUCGAUUCCAGGAGGAGUCAGGAUCAUUGAGGCAUCAGGAAAGAUGGUCAUCCCAGGUCAUCCAAACUUUUAAGUGUAGAUUAUUAUUCUGGUUUUUUUUAGGUGGUGUUGAUCCUCAUACAUGCUUUGAUUCCUCUUGUUUUGGUUUGGAUACGUCGGAUGAUUUUUAUUCUGGUACGAGGGCAGCACUUGCUGGGGGAACUACUACCAUAAGUUUGUUCUUUUGAAAUCACUUAUGUUUCAGUCAAUUGUAUUGUCCCUACAAAAUCUUCACUUUUGGAUAUGUAUGAAAAGUCACGUCAGGCAGCAGAUUCCAAAGCCUGUUGUGACUAUUCGAUGCACUUCAUCUUGUCUCAGUACGAUUCCAAAAUAUCCACAGAAAUGGAGCUGCUAGUCAAAGAAAAGGGAGUGAAUUCUUUUAGGGUUUUUUUGUCAAAUACGAACGACAUGUUAGUAGAUGACGGUGAUUUCUUCGAAAUCGCAAAGAGGUGUAAAGAUCUUGGUGCUGUUCUUCAAGUUCAUGCAGAGAAUGGAAAAUUGGUCAAGAUACUAGAGUCGAAAAUAUACAAUGACGGUAUAACUGGCCCAGAGGGUUACUUGUAUUCACACCCAGAAAUGGCGGAGAUUGAAGCUACACAUCGAGCGAUUUCUUUAGCUGAUGCUGCUGGUUGUCCUCUAUAUAUUCUUCAAGUCACUAGCCCAAAAGCAGCAGAUCAAAUAUCAGAAGCUCGUUGGAAUAGAAAUGUUGUUGUGGGUGAAACAUUAGCCGCUGCACUGGGUGCUGAUGGUACACAUUAUAAGAACAGUUGCUGGCGUCAUUCUGCGGGAUAUGUUCUGUCUCCUCCACUAAGAAUUAACCCUAAUACUCCAGACAAGCUGAUGCGUUACGUCUCCACUGGGGUUCUGGAAUGUACUGCUAGUGGUCACUGUACUUUCAAAACUGAACAGAAAGCUGUGGGAAAGGAUGAUUUCCGCAAAAUCCCACCUGGAGUCAAUGGGGUAGAGGAUCGAAUGUCAGUUGUUUGGGAGAGAGGAGUGAUGUCUGGUUUUAUAGACCCAUGCAAGUUUGUUGCUGUGACUAGUACAAAUGCUGCGAAAGUCUUUAACCUCUACCCACACAAGGGAAGGAUCGAUGUUGGAAGUGAUGCUGAUUUGGUUAUUUGGGAUGGUGAUGCAACUCGCACGAUAUCAGCAAAAAAUAACCACGAAAAUGUUGACUUCAACAUAUUUGAAGGUCUUCAGUGCCAUGGCGUACCUGUAGUCGUGAUCUCUGCUGGUCGGGUUGUUCUGGAGGAUGGAGAACUUAGAGUAACUCAGGGUGCAGGUCGUUUUGUACCAGCUUUACCAUUUUCACCUUACAUUUUCGAGCGAACAAAAAGACUGGCGCUGAUGCGUUCAAUCAAACCUGUAAUUCGUGAUUCAUAUACUGGUCCUAUAUCCACAGAAUUCACUGGUCCAAUGAAAGAUGGCAUCGUCAAUAAUGGUACAGAAAAAGCGUCAGUGGGGUCAGAUGCUGAGGGCUUGCGCCCUCGCUCACCUACACGUUCGGGUGGUCGGAAUAUGCAGGAAUCCAGUUUCUCUCUGAGCGUCUUACAGAUGAGAACGUUUCACCAUUUGUGAUAACUUUGUUACAUGACGUAGCAAUUCUCUAUUUUAUUGUGUAAAACUAACUAAAAACCUGCUUGUACAAAAAUAAUAACAUAUUCCGAAAGGAAGAUUUUCUUCGCUGAACCGUCUUCAAUGUGUUUAAAUAAAUGUUGGUUACAUGGAUAAUACUACAAUGUCAAGACGUUUAAACGAACAAAAUUUUCUUUUCGACAAUUUCGUUUACUACGAUAUCCUUAACGAACAGUUGUGUUGUGUGUUACUGAUGUCGACAGACAUAAGUAGUAUGUAUCAUCAAUCAGAAUUAAUGUGCCUGGGGGCAAAAGAUUGAGAAGAGAAGAAAAGGGAGUGCUGAAACGAAGGAACAGUUAAGUUCGAAAUAAUUGAUUGGUAGUUUGCAAAUGAAGAAUUUACUGUAUGGUUCUCAGAUUUUACUAAGAGAUUCCGUAAUUUUGUGUCCAAAUAAAUUUGAUUGUUCCCACUGGUGUUCUCGUUUACUACAAUGUAGCUAACUGAAAUAUAGAAACCUAAAUAAAGAAUAAUCUACUUUUAGCAUACCCACGUUAAUGUAUGACUAAUGAAAUAAAUAUUAAAGACUACUGAAUAUCGAAACUUGGAAAGAAAAACCUUAAGCAUUAAAAUUAUUGUUUUAUGGUCAGUUGAUCCAAUAAAGAAAAUGAACGAUGAGUGUAUGUGUAAACAAGUUAUAGACUGAAAAUUGAUUACCUUAUACCCUUUUUUGCUUACAUCUGCGAUGGUGUAUUUAAAGUUCGAGAAGCAAUGUUCCAGCUAUUUUUGGACUGUUCAGUUCUUGUGAAGUGUUACAUUCAACUUUUGUCAACAUCUUUUUUAGGAGCUCAGUACGAUGAUAGUCGU
Messenger RNA from Schistosoma rodhaini, 2750 nucleotides. The record is from the annotation of a GenBank genome assembly. NCBI's taxonomy places the organism in Eukaryota, Metazoa, Platyhelminthes, Trematoda, Strigeidida, Schistosomatidae.